AUGCUCGUGGGACGACCACCUAACCACCCCUUCUGGAAGCUGAUGCAGAUGCACCUGUCGAGACUGCUGGCGCAAAUUAGCACUUCCUGUGAGUUCAGCAUCAAGCCAUCGACUAUCUACUACUACGAGGGCUGCUGGGUCGAGAAGCACAUAAUCCAGGGCUGGCACGGCGCUGAUGGUUACCUCAUGGUCUUGUUGGCGGGAACCCUUUUGCUAAGAUCGGGAUGGCCCGACAAUCGUGUAUUGCUCUCAGAGAUUUCCACGGUCAUGGCGCAAAUCACCGGGAUCGUGGCCCUCCCGAACGACCUCUUCGCCUUCUACAAGCAGUUCGACCAGGUCCAGCUCAACCUAAUGUCCAACCUUAGUGUCUUCGAAGACAUAACGAUGGAGCAGACACUGAAGCGGCUCACAGACAAGGACGCGGCGGUACUCCAGCCGAUUAGGUAG
This is a messenger RNA of Diaporthe batatas, 447 nucleotides long. RefSeq lists its product as uncharacterized. NCBI's taxonomy places the organism in Eukaryota, Fungi, Ascomycota, Sordariomycetes, Diaporthales, Diaporthaceae. The record is from RefSeq and is a predicted model, not a curated record. The transcript has 2 exons. Bases 1 to 447 code for a protein of 148 amino acids. Gene Ontology annotation, molecular function: carbon-oxygen lyase activity, acting on phosphates.